This is a messenger RNA of Penaeus chinensis, 2486 nucleotides long. RefSeq names its product glycoprotein 3-alpha-L-fucosyltransferase A-like. Bases 1 to 2205 code for a protein of 734 amino acids. Gene Ontology annotation, cellular component: membrane. NCBI's taxonomy places the organism in Eukaryota, Metazoa, Arthropoda, Malacostraca, Decapoda, Penaeidae. The record is from RefSeq and is a predicted model, not a curated record. Gene Ontology annotation, molecular function: alpha-(1->3)-fucosyltransferase activity. The transcript is spliced from 14 exons.
AUGGGGGGCGGUGUCCUUGUGCGGAGGUCCCAUUCCCAGGGAAGGGAGCUCGCUAUCCUGGGCUAUGGUUUCCCUUUCACGCUGGGGAAAAGAGCUCGUGCUAGCUGCACGAAAGCAUCGGGGAAGCCCCUCGGUCGACUCCCUUUGACCCGAGGGAAGAAGCCAGAUUUCCCUUUGACGUUGCGGGACCACGAGAGGCCAGGUACUAGUAUACGCGCCAUCUAUUUGCUACACAAAUGUCGUACAGUCAUACAAAAUUCAGUCGCUGCAUCACGCGAUCUGUUUGUACGUGCUCCUUGGUCACGGAAACACAACACGGGGCUCGGAAAUGAUACAAAUCUCCUCAAGUGGCGUGGGGACGACACUUCUAGGUCCGCGUGGGUGCGGCCCUUGCCCACCCGCGUGGGCACGCCACGUGGCAGCCCGGGUCACGUGGAAGCCAUAGCUUAUAUGUGCUUAUACGCCUAUCAGACACAACUUGAAGGGAGGAAAUGCAGUCAGAGCCUCUCACAGGGCGAGAAAAAAACUUAUAACCCGGCGAGAAACCCAGUAUUUCAUCUCCUACGCCAGGACCCCAUGCUAUGUGGUCACGGGUUGAUAAGACCAACAAAACGCCCGGCACUUGUCUUAUCAGAGCCAAGAAGUCAUUUUAUAUCAAGCGCCAGUAUAUUGCGCAAAGAUCCGCCAUGGAGAGCAGGUGGGAGGAUGAAUAUUACCGCAUCGGAUGCAAGGCAAAGGAGAAUUAAGGGAAACCAAGAGAAAAAGGAUAACUGUUGUUGGAUGCCUGGCCUGCUAGCAUGCUGUAGUAUCAUGAGACGUCCAAGAGUUUUCCCCAUUCUCCUGGUGGUGUGUUUGACCUCUCUCUUCGCCUACUACUACAACUCCGUCACAUCCACGCCCAUCGGCUUCAGCAUAGAGUCUUUAGACGCGAGGGAACUUCAAAAGCUUUCGACCAACCUUCAGCAUGAAGACCUCGACCCCAGGGCGUCCGAGGCAGACACACGCAGGACCACCACCCAGGCGCCCUUGACGGAAACUCCAGCCAAGUCCCCCUCCUUCACCCAGCCUCCACGGUCCUUCGGCAGGCGGGUGACCACGGAGGGCGCGCCGCUGAAGAGAGAAGACGGCCUCAUGCCCUUCGAGGACGAGAGGGAUUCCAAGUUCGACAUCGCCAAGAACCUUUUUACUUCGGAGAACGUCUCGAGCGAUGUGGACGGCCCUCCGCUGAAGAAGAUUUUGUUUUGGAACGAUGCUUAUUCGAACAAGGACUUCGGCUUCGGCUUCGGACGCGAGCCGUUCAUCCGAGCCGGCUGCCGCGUCAACACUUGCCUCACGACGGGAAAGCGCGACCGGUUCCCGCUGAAGGAGCUGGACGCUGUUAUCUGGCACUUCAGGGCGAAUGACAAGUCCCUUCCUGCCGAGCGGUCGCCCCACACUCGCUACGUCUUCUGGAUGAUGGAGUCGGCGUCUCAUCUCUUCGGUGACAUAAGACGAUUCAAUAACCUCUUUAAUUGGACCAUGACCUACCGCCUGGACUCAGAUUUUGCCAAUCCGUACAACCGCGUGUACAGGCGGAAACAGCCCUUGCAAAUCGCACGUAACUACACUGAAGGGAAGAGCAAGCUAGCGGCGUGGUUCGUCACCAAUUGCUACACCAUCGGAGGCAGGGAGAGCCUCGUGAAGACCCUGACGCAGUGGAUCAAAAUAGAUGUGUACGGGGGGUGCGGGCCAUUAAAGUGCGAGAGGGCCAAGCAGUCCGAGUGUCACAGGAUACUCAAUCAAACCUACAAGUUCUACCUGUCCUUCGAGAACUCCCUCUGUCAGGACUACGUCACGGAGAAGUUCUUCAACAUCUUGCGGCUGGACGUCGUGCCCGUCGUCUACGGUCUGGGGAACUACUCCGCGCAGGCGCCUCCUCACUCCUACAUCGACGCCCUCUCCUUCCCAUCGGCGAAGGACCUCGCCGACUACCUCCUCUACCUCGACAGGAACCACACCGCCUACAACGAGUACUUCAAGUGGAAAGAGAACUACUUCGUUGCGAGAGGCGACUGGGCGCGAGUCGCCCGGGCGUACUGUGCCCUGUGCGAGCGCCUGCACACGGACACGACCCCCAAGACGUACGACCUGUACGACUGGUUCGUGAGCAAGUCCCACUGCCUGUCUCGGUCGUUUCCCCGAAUCCGGGCCUUCAUCGGCGGGUAGCAGCAGAGCCCCCAAGAGGAGACGCUUGCAAGGGCUACUCAAUUGCAUGUCGUUUUCAUUUACAUCGCAACUUUCUCCACCUCGACGCAUAAGGAACAGGCUCGUUCCAUCUCCGUGUUAAAAAUCAUCAAUGAACUAUCAUUAUUUUUUUUUUAAUUUAUUUUUUUAAUUAUUAUUAUUAUGUUUUUUACUUUGUGACGAUGUGUGUGUGUGUGUGCGUGUGUCAUUGAUGAUGAUCAUAAUGCUGUGUGUUCUUGGGUUGAAUAAAACUUUAUAUUUUU